This is a messenger RNA of Trichomonas vaginalis G3, 462 nucleotides long. Its product is annotated as spectrin binding. NCBI's taxonomy places the organism in Eukaryota, Parabasalia, Trichomonadida, Trichomonadidae. Gene Ontology annotation, molecular function: protein binding. The coding region runs from base 1 to 462 and encodes 153 amino acids. The record is from RefSeq and is a predicted model, not a curated record. The transcript has a single exon.
AUGUCUGAAACAGUAGUUGAUUCUAAUCAUCCUCUUGCACUUGCAAUCAAAAGAAAUUCGAUUGAAGAUGUUAAACGUUUAAUAAAUGAUGGUGCUGAUGUUAAUUUAUUCUUUUACUCUAAAACCUUAAUUAAAACAGAUGGAGAAACACAUGAAGGUAACUAUAAUGAAAAUGUGAAUACUCCUCUUACUCUUGCAAUCAAAAAGAAUAAAAUUAAAAUUUCAAAAUGUUUAAUAGAGAAUGGAGCAAAUGUUAAUGCAAUAGCUACUCACAAGAAGCAUGUAUGGGGAUCAUGCUACACAGAAUCUUACAAUCCUCUCAUUCUUGCCUUUAAACAAAAAUCAAUUGAAUUAGUCAAAUUUUUAAUUGAACAUGGUGCAAAUUAUAAAGAAGAUUUUUCAGGACAAUAUCCUCUCAUACUGGCAAUUGAGAAAGGUAUGACUGAUAUUGCCAAAUACUAG